GUGCGGUGGCGGCGGAAGCCGGCGGCGGGCGCGGGGCCGCUACGUGCGCGGGGAGCGCGGGGCUGCGCUCGUGUGCGCUCGUCGCCGCCGCCGCCGCCGCUGCUGCGCCUUUGAGUCAGCAAACUCCGCCACCAGCUCGUCCGCUGCCCGGCUCUGCCCGGAGCUGCCGCCCACUGAUCGUGUCCUGCGUUGAAGAUGUUUCCAGAACAACAGAAAGAGGAAUUUGUAAGUGUCUGGGUUCGAGACCCUAGGAUUCAGAAGGAGGACUUCUGGCAUUCUUAUAUUGACUAUGAGAUAUGUAUUCAUACCAAUAGCAUGUGUUUUACAAUGAAGACGUCUUGUGUGAGAAGAAGAUAUAGAGAAUUUGUGUGGCUGAGGCAGAGGCUCCAGAGUAAUGCAUUGCUGGUACAACUGCCAGAACUUCCAUCUAAAAACCUGUUUUUCAACAUGAAUAAUCGCCAGCACGUAGAUCAGCGCCGUCAGGGUUUGGAAGAUUUCCUCAGAAAGGUCCUACAGAACGCGCUUCUGCUUUCCGACAGCAGCCUCCACCUCUUCUUGCAGAGCCAUCUGAAUUCAGAAGACAUUGAGGCCUGUGUUUCUGGGCAGACGAAGUACUCUGUAGAAGAAGCAAUUCACAAGUUUGCCUUGAUGAACAGACGCUUCCCUGAAGAAGAGGAAGGGAAAAAAGAAAAUGAUAUAGAUUAUGAUUCAGAAAGUUCAUCCUCUGGGUUCGGACACAGUAGUGAUGACAGCAGUUCACACGGAUGUAAAAUGAUCACAGCUCCGCAGGAAUCCUGAAAAAUAAUUCCAAUGUUACCAUUCUAGGAAUAGCAAAUUAGGUCCCGUCGCAGAGACGAAAGCUUGCGCAUAUUCUCUUCUUACCUAAAGCUCCCUGUCAUGUUAAGUAUUUAAAUUCAUAAAGAUGUUGUGUUGUUUAUUAGUGGUAUUUUUAUGUUGUCCCACUUUGGCUAAGCUUCUGUAAAAAGCUACGAGCCUGUGAAUGCAGCACUCCCCUUGAUAGGCGCAUACUGUUGGUAAAACAAGAUCCUGCCCUCAAAUGAAAGGAUGUAUGUGUUUAAAAAAAAAAAAAAAAAAAAAAAAACUAGUUGAUUUUACUGCAUUUUAAAAGAUAGGUAAGUAGGUAGCAUUUAAAAUCCAGAUAGAGCCUUUCUGCUGGUUUCGCUGGGGCGGUGUUGGCCGAAACACAGCAGGUGUGACGUUAGCCACCUCGGCAGACAGCCUGCUUCUCAGACAGGCAGCUGGUAUUUUGUGGGUACCUCCCCUGCCCUUGGGAAGACGCUUUGCUUUGGGGGGUCUUUAACUGAAAUAUUUGAAGAGUGUUUAUUUAACCUUUCCAGUAUUCUCUUCCAUACUUAGAUGGAAAAUGUAUCUUAUGAAUAGAGACAUGUUAAAAUAAUGUUUACAUCUUAGAAAAAGCCAGAAAUAGUGCUAGACAUUUUGCUUAUAUUUGCAAUAUGUAGACUCAGAAAUGCAUUUGCAUUGUCCAGAAUCAGCUUUCACAUGUGGUUUCUGGAAACAAAUAAUUUGUUUUCAUUAUCUGUGUGUAAUUAGAAUUACAGGUUAACGAUUUAUCUUCUGACUUAAUGUGCAAUUUCUUAUCACAAGAGAACUUUCUGUGAUGGUCAGUGGUGGUUAAUUGUUCCUUAUCUUUAAGUUAAAAGUGGGAUCUUAAAAACAUUAAUAAAUUUUGCCAAUAAAUAUUGCCAUAAUUUAGAAAAGGAUAGGAACUUGCUAAUUUCAGAAUUAAUUAAUUUUUUAAAAAGCCCUUUCUUUUAUGGCAUCUGCCUGAGGAUUGGUAUAAUUUGAUAAAAAUGUCUUUUUUUUAGUGGCCCAAAGAUAAAGUGUCUUAGAUAAACUACAUUGAACUGCAAAUUUCAGAUGAGGCAGAAUUUUAUUGAGAUAAUUGUCUAAGUUUCUUCCUUGUUGAAUGGUACAAAAUAUCCCUGAAUUUAACAGGAAGAUAUUUUUACAUAGCUGGGAUAACUUGUUGCUUUAAUUAAAUGUUACCUCACCUCAUUUUAACUAGGAAUUUAAAAGUUACUGCAUUAUUUUAAGUCUUUGAAAUGCUUUUAUCUAAGAACCCACAGAAAAAAAAUUAGAAUACGAAUGAUUUCCUUAAUUUUGCCUUUUGUUUUUUCUGUUUGGUCUAAAACAUUAUUGAACUUUGUGCAAAUAUUUUGAUUUAAUGUAUCUUGGACCGUAUUACUUUGCCAUCUAAGACAUAUUAGUUUAAUACAGGACAAAAAAAGAUUCAGCAAUUUUUUUUUUAAUCUUGCUAACAUGUAAGGUUUGCCACCCAUUUGAGUGCAGUCCCCAGCUCCUUGGCAAUAUGUACUUGCAUUCAUGUUAUUUCUGUUUUACAGCAGUUUUGAAAAGCAUAUUACGUGCCACCAAUUGUCAUAUAACGUUUAGAUGAUGCUACCACAGCCAUCAAAAUUGAUAUUAAGUAUUGCCUAAUACUCUGGUAUGUAAACUUCAUGAGGUCAUCAUUUUCACAUUAAAAAUGAAAACAUCAA
Messenger RNA from Sus scrofa (pig), 2537 nucleotides. It is a transcript of the gene SNX10, whose product is annotated as sorting nexin 10. Gene Ontology annotation, cellular component: endosome. The record is from RefSeq and is a predicted model, not a curated record. Lineage: Eukaryota; Metazoa; Chordata; Mammalia; Artiodactyla; Suidae. Gene Ontology annotation, biological process: cilium assembly; intracellular protein transport; vesicle organization. Gene Ontology annotation, molecular function: phosphatidylinositol phosphate binding.